Messenger RNA from Cydia fagiglandana, 2583 nucleotides. RefSeq lists its product as uncharacterized. The record is from RefSeq and is a predicted model, not a curated record. The coding region runs from base 1 to 192 and encodes 63 amino acids. The transcript has a single exon. Lineage: Eukaryota; Metazoa; Arthropoda; Insecta; Lepidoptera; Tortricidae.
AUGUCCUUCUUAAUGCUAUAUCCCGCUGUGGCCGUGUUAUCUCUAUUCAUCCUCUUGGUGAUCAUUCUGAUGCUUAGAUUUGGGGCCCGUUGGUGUAAGCUAAGACAUGACACCUUACCUGUACAUCAUGCAGUGGUACAAGGGUAUUGGAGGGAAGAUGAAGCGUAUGAACAGAAGGUUUCUUAUGCGUGACAGACAUGAUUAUUUUUAGUGUAGGCAAUGUUUAUAAGUAGUAUGUGGGGCACCUUUGCUCUAUUGUCGCGGUGGUAACUGUUGGUUUGAUACUACUGAAAUUAAAGACUAAUCUGACAUUUUACAAAUUCUUCCAUUUUUUAAUAAUGAAAUUUAUAAUACAAAUAAUUUGGUAUAUUGAUACCUAAAGAGAAAAAAAUUAGUCACUAGAUUACAUUAGAUAAUGGCAAAACCAGUUAAAUAAAGUUAUAAAGGAGGUGCUUGGCAGUUACCACUUCCCUGUGGCAAUAAUUAGUUUAAUUAGAUUUGGAUUUUUUGUACUAAAUGAUAGAUCAUAAGCAUUGUAAUGCCGCUUUAGAGUUUUUGUACUCAAUGGCAAGUAGAAAUCAUGAAAGUACAGUUGAAUGUGUAACAAUAUUUUCUCAUAUUAUGACAGUAUCUUAACCUCUAGCCGCCCAGAGACCUAUAAAAAGGUCGCCUGUUCCAUUCUAAUUUGAACUGUGUUGACAAAAUAAAAUUUCAUUUUGCUUGGCAAGGUUUGACGUAUGGGCGACUAGAGGUUAAAAAUGUUAAAUGUUAUAUAGAAUCAUUUAUUUAGUUAUGUACCUAUAGCUUAGGGUGAUAUUUCACCUGUCCAAUUUCUUUGUCCAAUGUGUAUUUGCGUCUCACAUUUUGCUUAGCGAGAGAGUGAAAUGUAAUCCACAUUGAACCAAGAAAUUGGACAGAUGGAAUACCAACCUUAGACAUGAAUAGGUACUGAGCUUUUGAAUACUUUUUUACCUUCUGAGUUAGAAAACUUAUGGUAGUCUGAUGAGAAUGCACUUUUGCAUACUCUUGCCUUAAUUUGAUUUUGAUAAUUUGGCGAGCUUUUACAUGGACCCCUUGACUUACCAGCUGGAGAGAGUGGAGAGUCCUAAUGGACUGAACUUUUUGCAUUUAACCUAGUUAAAAUACGCCAUUCUGUGCCUGAACACAUACCGUCCAUGCCAUUUAGUGCCUGAAAAAUAGUAGACAACGAAUAUUCACACGACCAUGGAUGUAAAACUUAGCGAAAGAAGAGAAAAGGAACUUGUUCAAAAAUAAAACAAAAAAGUAACCUUAAACCUUAUAGGUCAGACAUUAGUAAAAGGAAAGAAGUAAGGAAGAAAAAAGUCAAGACAUUAGACAUAGACAAGACUAACUUGGAGUUGGACUAAGAUAACUGCAUGAUAUUUGCAAUAACACCGUGUGGUAUUAUCAUCAUAAAUGUCAAUUUUCUAUGAAUAUAUGACUCAAAUAAUUACAUUGUGUGCAAAGAGAGCUUAGACAGAGUUUUUACACUCCCUUUUCUAUCGCUGUAGGUGAGCCUCGAAUCGAGUGUGGAUUGCUUUUAACUGUCGUUUGAAUAUUUGUUGCUGACUGUACAUACUUUACUCCGUCCUUAGAGAUCUGAUAGAUUAAGUUUAGAUGUACCUAUAAUUAUAUAUUUUUAUAUUUUAUUUUAAGAUUAUUAAUAAUUUUAUAUUGCGAUUUUGUAAUUUUCCGGCAGGUAACGUUCUAAUAUUGGAUUAUCUUACAUUAACGCUGUGCGAAUGUUGGGCAAUGCGCGAGACUUAUACUCGAUUUAGGUAGGUCUGGGGCCUUACAUUCGAGAAUCGAGAUGUACGAUUGUGAUUCUAGUUAACAGCGUUCGUUUCUUUUUAAGGGUUCCGUACCUCAAAAGGAAAAAAGGGAACCCUUCGUGCGUCUGUCUGUUCGUCUGUCACAGCCUAUUUUCUCAGAAACUACUGGACCAAUUAAGUUGAAACUUGGUACACAUAUGUAAAUUAGUGACCCAAAGAGGGACAUGUAACGUAAACAGAUGAAUUUUAAACAUGGGGGCCACUUUUAACACAAAUAAAGUUAUCAAAUGAAAGAGCUCAUUUUGAAAAUGUUGAAGUUUUUUUUUUAUAUAAUUUUAGUAAAAAGUAAAAGUUAUUUAAGAAAAUUGCCAAAAUCUCCGAAACUAUACCUACUUUGCGACGGUUUGUCAUAGAAAAGGAAACUUACACCUGCAAAAGUGCAAAUCAUCAGAAAAUUCGCGUUUGUACGGGACAAACGAUAGACAAUUUCAUGGAAUGUUCCAGAUGACAGGAAAACCUAUUAGAAGUGUCCAGUCAAGCGUGAGUCGCACUAAAUGUAAGGAACCCUUGGAACGCGAGUCCGACUCGCACUUGGCCGGUUAUUUUAGACCGGCGUUAUAUCGUAUAGUAGAAUAUUGUCUAGCUUUGUCAGAAUGUUAUACUUUAGUUGUUUACACUGCCUUAUCACUAGGACUAUGUGUUUAUUCGUAGUGAUUAAUAUUUUUUAUAAUGCAUUUAUUUGAAUAAUCUUUUUUAUUAUCCGUCCAAUAAAUUACUUAAUGUAAAUGAA